GUGGUGCGGCCCGGCGCCCAGCGGCCUGACCUCCCUGAACGCCGGGUCCCGUGACGUCACCUCGCCGUGACGCGCACGCUGUAGGAAAACUAAUUAAUUAAAAGGAUUUACUGUAUGUCUAUGACUGUUUACCGGAACCUUGGGAGACAGAUAAAGAUGAAUGCUGUGUUUCAUCCAGUACUGAAAAUUUAAAGUUUUGAAGAUACUUGCUAAGUCAGAUCACUUCAAACACUGUAGAGGAGGAAGAAAAAAGCUAAAGAUGGGAGCAGGGCUGAGAGAGAAAUGGCCUUUCCUGGCAGUGCUGUGCUGCAAGCAGGUGAGAAAGGAAGCGGCGCAGCGGGUAGAACUAGAGUCUGUUGAAAUCCCACCAGUGGGUCCAAGGUGAUGAAACCAAAACACAGUGGUGCUUGGCCGCAGGAAAGUUGCUAUUCACUUCCAGCAUAUCAUAAUGCAGAAUUCUCUCUCAGUACCACCAAAAGAUCAAGGUCAGCAUCUGAUUACCUUAGCUGCACCGUCAGAAUCCGUAUCUGCCGAUUAACUCCUACACAACUAGUCUGGUCCGUUUCACAAAGGUGAAUCUCACAUCUCUUCUGGACCGAUUCAGAGUGGGAAAGGUUUGCAGAAUAAAAGUCAGUUUAGGACCAUUGCACCAAAAAUCAUGCCCAAGGUCCUAACAUCCAGAGUGCUAUCGUGCCAUUCCCCAUCACUCUCUGAUCAGGUGAAUCCAGGACCCUCAAUCAACGCCAAGCCACUGGGCGUGCCUGCCCAGAAUUAUGCUCUGAUGCAGGUUGCUGGACAGGAAGGGACGUUUUCUCUCGUUGCUCUGCCACACGUUGCCUCAGCUCAGUCAAUCCAGAAGCCCAGAUUACCGCUGCCUGAAAACAUUAAACUGCCUAUUCCUCGAUACCAACCUCCGAGAAAUAACAAAGGAUCAAGAAAGAAACCCAUUCAGAGCUCCUCUGAGACUGGUGCUGGCAUACCUCCUGCCCAAACCCAUGCGUCCCCCUCCCCACUUGACCAUCCCGAACCCCCGCACAAAGCUGGUCUGUUGGAGCAAGUGCCGUCAAGAGGCCAAGCCCCAGCUGGCAUUAGCACGGCGGCACCAACCAACCAAGGUGGCCCCGGGGACUCUCCACCUCUGGUGACCAGUGACCGUGGAGAUACGAGCCCUCCUGCCACCCCACCAUCGUCGACACCAGAGGAGCUCUCUGGCAAGCAGGAUCUCGCAGAGCCUUCAGGCAAAGCAAACUUGGUGACCAAGAAAACCUGCAGUAAGCCUUCUUCCGUUGCUGGUGAAAAGCUUAAAGAACAAGUUCAUCUUGCAAAAGCCAUGACCAUUUUAUCACCCGCUGUUUUUGGCAGCACGGUUCAGCUGAUCUCUCCAGUCCCCAGAGGUAAACUGCCAAUCCUCCCCUAUGCCCGGAUGAAAACAGCGGAGGUGUGCAAAGGUCCGUCGGAUAUUAACACCGCAGACAGUUCUCUGCCCAGGCUCAGGGCCGUCUGUGAUCAGACAGCUUCCAUCACGGAGGGCUUUCAUGCAGCCACCAAAACAGUUGGCAAGGCACCCGCUCCACAGUCGUCAAAGCAGAAUCCCUGUGAGAGCUCUUUUUGUCCCGCGACCAGACUGGAUCUAGGCCACAAAGCCAAACUGAACAGCGGGGCAGCGAAGAGAAGAGUACGGAAACGAAAGGUACCAGAGGAAAUGUUGGCAUUUCAGGGGAAAAGGAGGAAGUGUAUCAUUAAUAAGUGUAAAGAUAGUAAAGAAAGAGUGAAAACCGAUCCCCAGGAAUCCAGGGAUCAAAAACCCGGGGCUCUGAAGAAAUACCGCAGCAUUAUGCCAAAGCCGGUGAUCAUGGUGCCCGCCCUGGCUCCCCUGGCUUCUCCGGCAGGCGUGCUUCAGCCCCACGCCCCCGGCAGCCUGGGACAGGACGUUUUGUUCAGUAAUCCACUCACUCCUAAGUACCUGGGCUGGAAGCAGGACGGUGGCGCGUCCCCAAAGCCCAGCUCCACACUGCGGAAUGGCUUCCCCAGCCUCAAGAAGCCCUGGCACAGGUGUCAUGUGUGCGACCACCACUUCCAGUUCAAGCAGCACCUCCGAGACCACAUGAACACGCACACGAACAGACGGCCGUACAGCUGUCGCCUGUGCCGCAAGGCGUACGUGCGCUCGGGCAGCCUGAGCGCACACAUGAGGCUCCAGCAUGGCGAGAACCGUCUGAAGAAACUCGUGUGCUGUGAGUUCUGCGCCAAGGUGUUCGGUCACGUCAGAGUCUACUUCGGCCACCUGAAAGAAGUGCACCGGGUGGUCAUCAGCUCGGAGCCCUCCCCCGGAGAGAGGCGGCCGGGGGAAUCGCCGAGGAACAGAGGCCUGAGUGUGCGAGGGACCGAGGGAUCCGGGGAGAGGGAAAACAAGUCAAGCCUGGAAGAGGACCUCCUCCUCACCCAGGCAGAUGAAGUCAAGUUACAGAUCAAAUGUGGUCGCUGUCAGAUCACUGCUCAGUCUUUCGCCGAAAUCAAGUUUCACUUACUUUACGUCCACGGAGAGGAAAUUCAGGGCCGUCUGCAAGAGGAUAUCCUACCAGGAAGCAGAGGCACUCAGGAGGAGCUAGUGAAAUACGCUGCUCCCUUCUGGAAACAGCAUCCUGAGAGAAGAAAGCUGCUUCACAAGCACGGUCCCCCUGAGGAGGAGUUCCCCGCAUUUCCCAAACUGAAACGGCAGCUCUGCCUUUAUCCCCAGAAGGAUAUGGAAAUCCUCAGAAAGGCUGAAGGAGCCCAGGCAGGACCCAGCGAGGCAGGUGCGGCCCCCUGGGCCCCUGAGGGUCCCAACCCCCACGUCCCCCUGCUUCGGUCCCACUCAGGCUUGAACUGCAUCCUAUGCACACAGACACUGCCAAGGAAGGAAGAACUCCUCCAGCACUGGGAGCAGCAGCACAACUGUGAGAACCCUUCCAAGCUAUGGACCAUCUUACACACACUCUGCCACCAGGGAGUGAUCGGACUCUCCGACAAACCUGGACAAUGAAAUACUGGGGUGGGAAAGGGGGUUAACGAGAGUGUUGCUCACUGGCUUUCUCUUUCUCUCAAAGCUUUGUGUUCCUAGGGUGGUGCUUCAUUAUAAAAGUCAAAGUUAGGAUCAGCAUGAAUGAGCACAAGUGAUUUUGUACAUAGUUUUAUUUUCUUAUGAAAUAAGUAAAUAUAUAUAUAUAUGUAUGUGUGUAUAUAUAUAUAUAUAUAUAUAUAUAUACAUAUAUUUAUAUAUAUAUACACACACACAUGCACACAAACCCUUGAUGUUUAUUUUUCUAACUACAUUCAGUUUUAUCCCAAAAUUCUAUGUACUAACUGUCAAUGUCCUAGACUUUAUUUGAAAAUGAAUAAAAAGAUGAAAAUUUGGAGAUUGAAAUGUAAAAGAUGAGAGAUUUUUUUUUAAACACAGUUUGCGGCAUGUCUGAAUGUAUGCAUCUGUCAUUUGGUUCAGCUGGUUUCUGUUUAAGUAGACCGACAAAUGUGAUACGUUUCCAGGUGGCAAAACCAGUUCAGUCUCAAGUGUAGUAUAGUGUUGAUAUUUAUCAGAUUUGCUGGGGUAGUAGGAGAGGCUAUAGGGCAGUAUAUUUAAUAAGGUUCGCGUCUACUGUAAUUGAA
Lutra lutra (Eurasian river otter) is the source of this 3642-nucleotide messenger RNA. It is a transcript of the gene ZNF438, whose product is annotated as zinc finger protein 438. NCBI's taxonomy places the organism in Eukaryota, Metazoa, Chordata, Mammalia, Carnivora, Mustelidae. The coding region runs from base 659 to 3022 and encodes 787 amino acids. The transcript has 8 exons. Gene Ontology annotation, biological process: regulation of transcription by RNA polymerase II. Gene Ontology annotation, molecular function: DNA-binding transcription factor activity, RNA polymerase II-specific; sequence-specific DNA binding. Gene Ontology annotation, cellular component: nucleus. The record is from RefSeq and is a predicted model, not a curated record.